CUCCAAACUGUACUCCGUGCUAGUACCUCGCAUGUAGAAGUGGCUUAUUGGCGACUUGUCCAAGGUAGUAUCCUACAGCGACUCUCUCUAUAACGGACUUGUUGUUAUUGAAACUCAAUGCUCAUUGCGACAAGGUAGCACCUAACAACUAACACCCAGCGGCCAGGCCAUGCCUGCAAGCAACCUGCAAGGUAAAAGUACCCUUUCUAGUAACCCAACUGUGAUCGGACCUCGAGCGACCAAUGUCCACCACUACCUCCACUACGGCCGCCACCCAAACGUCAGCCUGCCACACGCACACACAGCUCGUUCGUUUCAAGGGAAAAGAAAAAGAAAAAAGAGAGAAGCGGGAAAACGGGAAAACGGGCUAGACUUUCCAAAGCUGACAAGGGUUUCGUAGGUGAGACCCAGCCAGGUCGCGACCGCAGGCCCGCGGCCCACGGCCCAUGCCAAC
This is a messenger RNA of Ilyonectria robusta, 454 nucleotides long. RefSeq lists its product as uncharacterized. The record is from RefSeq and is a predicted model, not a curated record. Bases 170 to 400 code for a protein of 76 amino acids. The transcript has a single exon. NCBI's taxonomy places the organism in Eukaryota, Fungi, Ascomycota, Sordariomycetes, Hypocreales, Nectriaceae.